ACUCUCCCAUUCAUUCCUUCUCUUAGCUUUGCUCGUCAUAAUACCGCCGUGGCAGCGCAAUUAUUGAGUAGUGAUAGAAACAUCUCUCCCAUCAUUCUCAGUCUUUCCCGGUCUUCAGCCUUCAGUAUCUCAGGCUAGAUAUUCCGGACAUGUCGCACCUGCACUGUCAGAGACUCACAGGACAUCCAACUGGUGGUCCGCCCGAUGAGACUCAAGCAGGACAAAUCAAGAGCUCGCUGCUCUGGGCUGCAUUGCACGAAUUGUCAACUGGCAAUGACAGUAUUAAUAUUGCCCCUAUGAUGGCGAGCCGACAUGACGUGUGUGCCGUCAUGCCGACCACUCAAGACGACCAAAAGAUGCCUGCCCAGCAAGAGACGCCAAGCCAUGCAACACCAUCAGAAUCGUCCAUGUCUUCCUUGUCUGCGGAUGAUAACAUUAUUGUCCCCAAGUGGUCGUCGUCCGCAAAGAAAGUGCCAACAAAGCCUGACCCCCAAGCAAAGAUACAGGCCACGCUGCAAAAGAGGAUGAGACGUCGACGACGCAAUGCUACCGGUACAUCCAAGAGCCUACUCCAGUUGCCCCCUGAAGAGGUCCCGAAAGGGGAAACAAAACAAGAAAGGAAGCGACGCCUCGGGCGGGUCCAUGCACGCCGCAAACGAGUGAAAGACAACAUCAUCAUGGACUGCUAUACCAAAGAAUUUCAGCGUCUCAGCGCUGCCAAUGAGGUCAUUCGUAGAGAGAAUCAGAAAGUACAAGAGUUCCUUGAACGUGCCCAAAACAUGCACUCGCUUUUGACGGCGAGGGAUUCUUCUGAUGAUACCGGUACCACCCAGCAGCAGCCGGAAGGACAACUUAGUGCUCAGCCUCAGGUUCCACAGCCUUGUGCCCAGCAUUGGCCACAGCCCCAGCAAGUUGCCCCACAGAGUGGUGCCCCAUUGCCCCCCUCACAGCCUCAAGCCCCGCAGCAGGUCAAUGUGUUCUUUGCUCCGUCGCAGCCACCACUCCAAACCGCCCAUCAAGCACCGUGUGCCCAGCUGCCUCAGCUCAGUACAAACGUUGCUGUCCCGCAACCACAGCUGAAUGCCUCAUGUGCUCCACAUCAGUCUCAGCUGCAGAUCCCACAAGUCCAACAGAAGGCACUCUGUGUCCAGCAGCAGCCUCAGCGGCAAGAAGCGUCACAAACGUGGGUCCAGCAAGCAGCCAAUGCAGGAUACCAUCAACAACGUCAAGCCUCCAGUGGGACCGGCGUGUUGGCAAUGACGCAGCAGCAGCAACCGUCAGCGUCCUUCCAGCCUCAAGCCUCCUCAAUAAGUGGGCAAGUCGCUGCAUCCAACCAAGGACUCGUUAUGGUAAAUGCCCCAGGAACGCUUGCGAAUCCGCCUUUGGUUAUAAAUGGCCCAGGAAUGCUUGCAAAUCCACCUUUGCACCCGCCUUCACAUACUAUCCAGUCGACAGUGUAUCACGCUCCUUCCCAACCACAGCAAACUGUUCCAUCACAUCCCAACGCAGCGGACAUGGGGCACGAUCAAGUUGUUCAGCAACUCGCUACAGUGUUGAUGCAAGUGAUGCAGAACCCGACUAGUAGCGCUUGUACCAACCUCUCCCCAACCAAUGCCGUGGCGCAAGCUCCAGAGUUGGCUCUCCCUGCACUGAUGCCGUCCCCGCCGUCAAGCCAUAUGCAUCAGCAGGCGCCAGGAAACGUGUUGCACGCCAUGCCAGCUCAAUCGCAGUUCCAACCGCCAAGUUCCGUGCAUCCCAUGCACCAGCAACCACAGUGCGGAUCAAUCAAUGGCAUUGCACAUGCGAUGAACGCGCCCAGCAUCAACGCAGUGCAUGGUGUCGCUCAAAACCAGGCCAACCAUGUGGCAUUGUCUCAAGGCGGCCAAAUACCCACGGUGUAUGUCUCGACCACUACUACCGUGCCACCGCCACCUACGAUCGGAAUCGAUGGAGUCCAGCAAGUUCUCUCUGCGGCGAUGCCACUGUUUGUACAACCCCACGCAGUUGGUUCGCAGCAAGCUACACCAACGGGUCCCUUGGCAAACGGCAUGACUAUGAAUGCUUCAAAUGUCGGCGCAGAAGGUAACGGCGACUCACAAGCAGCUGCUGUCCACUUGGUGUGCCAGUUGCUUCGAUCACAACAUCCGGCUGCUAUUGCUAUGGCCAUGCAAAUAUUCGCAACGAUGCAGCAAGCCACUGGUCCUCAGUUGGCUGUGUCAUACACAGCACCCCUACCUUCACCCAGCAACACGGCCCCAGUUGUCCCAGCCCCAGUUGUCCUUGCCUCAAAUGUGAAUGCUCAGAGCAACGACGACCCGCAAGGUGCCGUUGUUCAUUUGGUGUGCCAGUUGCUUCAAACGGGACAGCCUGCGGCAACGGCAAUGGCAAGUCAAAUACUCGAAUCGAUGCAGAACCGAUCGUCUGACCAAGAUCCAAACUUGAUGAUUGCUUGAAGCAUCGAUUGAACAAUUCGUAUCGCUGGUUUCAAACACUUUCGUGGAUACGAGCAGCUUUGGGUUGCUUCCUACCUGCUCAUCCUGUAUCACUAGCCAGCAUUUCAAUUGAUGCACUUCGGUUUAUUAUUAGAUAAUAAGUAAUAAUGCUACUACCUGUUCCUGUUCUC
Messenger RNA from Seminavis robusta, 2623 nucleotides. Lineage: Eukaryota; Bacillariophyta; Bacillariophyceae; Naviculales; Naviculaceae. The record is from the annotation of a GenBank genome assembly.